AUGAUUAUGCAGGAAGAGGAUGAUGAGGAGCACGUGGAGGUGGAUGAAAUACCAAAGAUGACACGAGAGAAGGAGUUCUUCUAUUAUCAUCCAAUGGCAUUUGCGGAUGAUAUACACGAGGCUGUACAUGAGAUCAUCGCUGUAGAUGGCGCAGACUAUGUCGACCAGUGUCUGUUGACACACAGUGCAUUCCAGGCAACGCAUGUCGCCGAGCGUGUAGCCGAGGGCACCGAUCAGAUGUGGCAUCUACUUGACGACUGCUUCGGCAAGAACCUCGACAAGUUUGAACAGUUCCUCAUGACCAACGUCUUCAACAUCCCCAACGACCUUGUGUUGCCAAGCGAGAUGCCAUCACUCAACUACCUCAUGCCCGUUGACUCCCAAUCACUCAAAGAGCAAGCUCACAAGCUCAACCAAGAUCUGGAAGAGAUGAGCACAAACUUCACCAAAUUACAACAAGAGAUGGCAGAGAAGAGAAGACUGAAACAGGACUUGGAGAAUGAGAUCAAGUUGGUGGAGUCGUGGGAUGUGCCAUUGAGUAUAUCAGAGUCGAUGAUAGAGAAGGACAUAGUACCAUUGAUAAACAAUAUCAAUCACAAGAGCAAGGAGAUUGAGUAUAGUUAUAAUCUGAUGAAACAACGACUGGCCGAUCACGACAUCAAGUUGGACGUACCCGACAAUAAACUCACCGAUCACCAACUUUGUAACAAUAUCAAUAAUCUAACACUUGAGGAAUAUAUACGCGAUAAACAAUAUAUAGAGACAAAGACAAAGGAGUUGAACACAAUCCAACAAGGCCUGUAA
Acytostelium subglobosum LB1 is the source of this 804-nucleotide messenger RNA. RefSeq lists its product as hypothetical. Gene Ontology annotation, cellular component: chromosome, centromeric region; nucleus. The record is from RefSeq and is a predicted model, not a curated record. The transcript has 3 exons. Gene Ontology annotation, biological process: protein localization to kinetochore; mitotic sister chromatid segregation; mitotic cell cycle. Bases 1 to 804 code for a protein of 267 amino acids. NCBI's taxonomy places the organism in Eukaryota, Evosea, Eumycetozoa, Acytosteliales, Acytosteliaceae.